CCUCCGUCAUUCACCACCGCCCGCCCGCCAUGCGCUUGCUUGGUGUGCCUCUUUUUGCUACCUUCUUGCAGUUAGUCUGUGGCAGCGACAUUCCGAAUGCGCUUGACUGCCAUGACCCGGAGGAGACGGGCAACGUGAAGGAGUGUGCGCAACCCGUCGCCGACGUCACGGCAGUAGUUCCUGGAUCGUCGUAUAUUGCGAAGAUCAAAUGCAUUGACUGCCCUUUUGCCCUCCCGGAACAGGAGAAGGUCGAAAAGGCGGACUACCUGCUGUUGUUAAAUGUCACCCUCACUCACGACAAUCGCACCGUUUUGCUCAACAACCGCCCGCUAUACCCUUUACCAACCAUACCUACACCCUCGCGCUUCGACACCGCCCUGUACACCACCAACCUUUCUAACGCAGAGCUGUCCCGCGGCCUGAAAAGCCCAAACCCUUAUUGCAACACUCAGGCUCGUGACUUCGACUCUGCUGAAUGGUGCUUAAAGACUCCGCUUUGGCCGCAAAUACGCCUGGAAUUUGAUUAUCUAUACAUUGCCGAAUCAACCCAGCAUCAAAGCGACGACGAGCAAGACGAUGCCGAAUAUUGGAAUGUUUCACUAGAUGCUAUUGGAAGGUCGAGGUAUCCCGAUGAUCCACUCUGGAAGUAUGAUGAUCCCAAGCAAAAGAUGCUCUGGAUGCUGGUCAAGGGAAUCCCGCUGAAAACGAGAAAGAGCCAUGGCGGUGGAGGGAACAAGGCUGCUGAUCCAUUUAAUGGACAGUCAGAUUCUGAAGACAGGAGAUACGAAUACCAAAUAGUCGACAUGCGGCUCGUAGCUCGAGCACAUACCUUUCCAGAAAACAAACCGUUGUCGCUAUGGGGAAGAAUCGGCCAUUUCCUCGGAAAUGACGUCUGGCAAGUAGAGGGAAGCCGCUUCUUAUAUCGCAAAGAAGAGUGGGGUCGCUACGGGAAGACAGGCACCCUGCGUGAUAUGUUUGGUGAACUUGUGCACUGGCAGUUCUGGGGCUUGUUCUGGGUCAUCUUCUUCAGCGUUGUUGCUGGCCUUCUUGCGCUUUUUGGUCUCUUCAAACUUUUCAGGUGGAUUAGGGCACAACGCGAACUUAUGAAGUGGGACGGCAUGGAGGACGUGUGGGAGAACAUGAGAAGAGAAAGGAUGGCCGAAGAGGAGGGUGCUCUAUUGCAUGGAGAAGCCAGGUACACCGACGAUCCAGAAGAAGGCGGCAGUUCAUCACGACCACCAGCCUAUGAGGAGGCGAUGAAGCCUUUGCCAAGCAAACCCCUCCCCGAGAAGCCAUUACCUGAAGUUCCUCUCAUUGAGACAUGAGGGCGAUAACGUUAUAGUGAAAUCUUUCUUCAUUUACAUUGGCAUAUACCCACUUGGCAUUUGACAUGUCAGCUUUUGUUCAUUUCUGUUCCAUCACUAGUCAUUGCAUCCUGUUUUUAUCUAUAGAAGUUGCGAUGCGCAUCCUUAGAGAUAGCUGUAGAUAUCCUCCAAUCAGCCUUACCCACACUGCAC
Messenger RNA from Bipolaris maydis ATCC 48331, 1517 nucleotides. RefSeq lists its product as uncharacterized. The record is from RefSeq and is a predicted model, not a curated record. NCBI's taxonomy places the organism in Eukaryota, Fungi, Ascomycota, Dothideomycetes, Pleosporales, Pleosporaceae.